AUGGCCGCUGUUCCUCCUUUCUUCACCGUACAUGACGACAUGGUCAUCUGUGGCAUCGAUGAUGUCACCCUCUUCCAAGGACGCACACAAGCCGAGAGAAUCGCUUACGAAAUAUUCUCGGACGAUUUCACCAUGACGAUGGACAGCACCAUUGACGAACUAAACGAAGAGUUCAAGACCCUCGCAGGACUGACCCAUCAUGUCACAUUCGACUCCAAGCUUGAAUGGGACCAAACUCUAUUGGAUCCCAACAUUGACAAGCUAGUUGAAUGGGACCAAACCUUAUUGGACCCACAUAAUGGUGAUCUUGCGAACUUGUCCAGUCUUGAGUGGGACCAAACCUUAUUGGACCCACACAUUGACGACAUGAAUGAACAAGUUCUUAAAGAAUGUGAGAGUCAAUCUGAUAGAGUUGGCAUCCUAAAGUGUAGUCAAACUAUUCUAACUCUGAAUGAAGCCUCUGAAGAUGAGACUCCCGAACAACUAGAUGAUUUUGACACUGCUAUGGAUGGCAUUGGUAAUGCCACACUCGUCUCCAACCUUGACUGGGACCAAACUUUAUUGGACCCAAACAUUGGCAAUCUUGGCCGUAGUGUCUCUGCCAACAGCACUCGCCACGGCUUGCUCCUUCAGUUGACGGAAGCGAGCAUGGGGAGUGAUUCUGAUGCUCUUCUUCCUGAACAAGAUGAGACUGAGGAGUACCCAAUGGAUUUGGAGAACGGGGAGCAACAGUGUGUGAUGUCUGAUAAGCUGGCUAUCGUACCGGCUACCAAGCAUCCUCUGCCUACACCCCCACAAGAAGCCAAGCAACACGAGCUUACAUUUGAUGGAGUAAAAUAUAGAUCAGUUAAUAACCAUACUAUUAUCUGUUCUAUCCAGAAAGUCAACGCUCGUAAACACCUAGCUUUGAUUGAUAGAGGUGCCAAUGGCGGCAUUGCUGGAGAUGAUGCCCGCAUCAUCCACAAAUCCAAUUGUACUGUUGACGUACAAGGCAUUGACAACCACCAAGUGGCUGAUAUUCCUAUAGUCACUUCGUCUGGAUUAAUCCACACCCAACGUGGACCUGCCAUUGCCAUCAUGCACCAACGAGCCUACAUUGGAAAGGGUCAAACCAUUCUGUCCAGUGGACAACUGGAACACUUCAAGAUUGUCGUGGACGACAAGCUUACCAAAGCUGGUGGUCAACAACGCUUGGCAACACCUCCCGACUACGAUUCUGAAGAUGAAGAACGUCCGUUUGAUCUUGUAGGAGUCCUUAAGAAUAAUAAAUCUGUUACUUCUUUCAAGGAAUCUAAACCAGAUGACACUAUUGAUUAUUUUGAGAAUUUCAAUUGUCUUCUUCCAACUGAUGGACUGUACGAGCAGCGCCAUCGAGCAUCUGAAGACCUUACCUGGUUUGACUGUAACAUGGCUGAUCUAUUUGGCCUCGAUGCAGCACCAGAAGAUUCACCCAUACCUGAGUGUUUCGUGGUCCAUGAGGCUUGUAAGCGUCCUUCAGUACUGUUUGACCCAGGACAACCAGUCAACUACAAUAUUGAGUCAGCUCCUUUGGAAGCCAAUUCUUUCAAGGACCUCAUACUUGAUUCGGACAAGCCUACUCUGAGGCGCAACCCACGCCAUAAGGCUUGGACGACACCUCAUGGGGAGUCAGAUCGUUGUCCACCGCCAAGAGUACAUUUCUUUGAUACUCUGACUGUCCACGAGAGUAGUAGUCAAACCAUAGCUACUAUAAAGAACUCUACACUAGAGGGUGCUGUUGCUUUCCUUACUGACUUUGUACUGGAAGACUACUUGCUCCAACAGUUGCCGGAAACGAGCAUGGGGAGAGAUGAUGCUACUAGUGCUCUUUCUCCUGGACAUGGUGGAAACAAGUCAGAUAGAGAGUCCGACCAAACAAUAGAUGAGAUAGUCACUGACAAAGCUAUUUUAGUUUGUACUCUUGACAUCCUUGAAGACGCUCUAGACUGUACUCUUGACUUCCUUGAGCCACUCGACUUUGAUCUGAUCAAUCGUGGAUUGAGCACCGCUAACAUUCCAAAUGCCACGCUCAUUCCUAAUAGACAACAGGUAUGA
Molecule: messenger RNA, 2073 nt
Organism: Cylindrotheca closterium
Lineage: Eukaryota; Bacillariophyta; Bacillariophyceae; Bacillariales; Bacillariaceae
Source: the annotation of a GenBank genome assembly